Messenger RNA from Torulaspora delbrueckii, 3321 nucleotides. RefSeq names its product Avo1p (gene AVO1). Bases 1 to 3321 code for a protein of 1106 amino acids. Gene Ontology annotation, cellular component: plasma membrane; TORC2 complex; cytoplasm. NCBI's taxonomy places the organism in Eukaryota, Fungi, Ascomycota, Saccharomycetes, Saccharomycetales, Saccharomycetaceae. Gene Ontology annotation, biological process: TORC2 signaling. The record is from RefSeq and is a predicted model, not a curated record. The transcript has a single exon. Gene Ontology annotation, molecular function: phosphatidylinositol-4,5-bisphosphate binding.
AUGGAUACAGUAAUAUGUAUCAACAAGCUGCGGGCUCAGUUCUUGUUCGAUUGCCCUGAGAAGGAACAAAUGAAGCGAAUUAUUAAACCCUACAUUCCUCAACCAGAGAAUGACAUUAGUAGCAAGGAUAACGGUACCUGCCUCGAUGAGAAGGUAGAAAUGCUAUUCACGACUCCCGGUGGACACAAUAUACUACCAGAGCUGGAGUCUCCGCCUAUUUCUGAGAAUUAUAUGGAAGAUUAUGUAUCCACUGGCCGACUGAUGGCGAAAGACAAGCACUUGGCAAGAUCAAGAGGGCACCUUGGAGGACAAGCAAGGGAAAAUGAGAAAGUCGAUAAAGUCGAGGAUCGACUUUCUCCCGAAGUUGAUAAGAAUGAUCCAUCUCCAAAAGAUUCACGCACGGUAGAUGCACAUUCCAUUUCUAGUGCACCUUUAUCAGUUCAGAGUGCAACAGAUUAUACAUCGAAAAAGGACAGUGGAGCAUCCCAACUCUCCAUGAAAGGUGCGGAGCUAGAGGAUCCCAAGAAGAAAAAUGGUAGAAAGCUACCUUUUUCACGAAUAUUCAAAGGAAAAAGAGACUCUUCAGAUUCACACCAAAAGACGCCUAUGAAAGCUAAAUCAGAUCACAGAAAAAAGUCGAGCUUUGAUAUGAAAUUCGAUUACGAUGAUGACAUAGAAGAAGAUGAUGACGAGGACGAGGACGAAGACGAGGAGGGGGAAAAUUUACAGUCACAGUUUUUCCAGAUUGAUUCAGGGUCGAGUAAAUCGUCACAGGCUAAUGGCGUUGCAGAAGGCGAGAACCAUGUUAAUCGAAAAAGUAGCAGUGGUAGCCUGGGAUUUCAUGGGGCUUCAAGUCACGCAAAUGGCACUAGCGCGACAGUUGCGAACGCCAGGAAAUCUCAUUUCCCCCAAAACAUGAUUCCCAGAACUUCACUGCUGGAUGGUGGAAAGAAUGGAAGCUUGAGAUCCGAUCGCUUAAUCAAGACAAACGGCCCGGAGGAUCCGGUUUCGAUCAAUGGGAAAAAGGACAUCGCUGAUGUGGAUGACUAUAGUUCUGAUCUCGAUUCCUAUAUCAAUGAACAGGACUUGGAUAGGCUAAACUUAGAUGGCGAUUUGCCGACAAAUGAUGGCGAUAUCUCCUCUCAACGCAAGUCUGAUAUGCUCGACAGCGCAGAUGGAACAGAAGACACAAGGAUGGUUUUGAGCCAUAACACUGCCUCGGAUAGUGGCUCUUCCUACGGAAGGUCUUUGCUGGACUCAGAUCUUGAUGGUGAUGAUUUUGGAAAGCACAAUUCGCUGGCGAUUGAGAGCGCGUCCUUACUUGAUGAUUCUGAUAUACAGCCAGACACAGUGUCACAUUCGAUCCCUAUGACCUUGGAUGAAUACGGUAUAUAUCACGGCCAGGACGAUUCGACUUUAAACAACGUUUUCGAUAAGGCCGUGAUGGAUAUAAAGUCAACCAAGCCACAGCUACGAGAAAGGAGAUCAUCAGGGCAUUUGAUACCCCACAGUAUAUCCAGUAGGCGGUAUUCCACCAGCUCUAACUUGGGAGGGAGAAUCAAAGGUCAUAUGCGCUCUUCUUCAGCCACUAGUAACGAAAGCAGCAGGCUGAAGGGAGAUCUCACUAAAAAACAUGGCACCGGGAAUGAUACAAGGCAAAGUAAGUUGACCUUGCCAGGCAUCUGUCGCAGUGGCUCGGGUCAUAAAGUUAGUUCCAUUCACAUUCAAAAAGUUACCGAUUUCUCAAAACCGGAAACUGGUGAGUCACUACUCUCAUCACUUUUCAACAGAAAGAAACAUAGUUCCAAUGACGAUUUAGAUGUUUUGGAGUACUUUUCAUUCGUAUCUGGCAACAAAGUGCCAAAAAACGAGGCAACAACUUUGAGAGUUUAUAUUCAGGCUUCAAGGACGUAUCAUCAGGAGCCUUUCGAAGCCAAUGUACGAAACUCUGCAACAAUAUUUGAAGCUAUAGGGUUCAUUCUAUAUCUUUUUUCAACUAAAUUCAAGCCAGACAACCUCGACGAGGAUGGACUAACGCAGGGCGAAAUCCAGGAUCCAAACAAGUUCUGUCUAAAGAUUGUUGACGAGGAUGGACAGCCAUUUGAGGAUGAUUUUGGUAAACUUGGAAGAAAGAAGACAAUUCAAACGCUCUCCGAUAACGAGGUAGUUCUUUGUAAAGUGGGAUCAGCUGAGCAGAAGCGCAAUGAAGAGGAGACACCUCUCCCAUUUGACACCAGCGGCGAAAUAAUAGGAAAUAACCAUCAGAAUACGGCACUCAACCAGUUUAGCUAUUACAAGCCAAUCUUAGGCAAUGAUACGGAUAAGGAAGGUGUAGAUAGUUCCAAGGUAGUCGAGGCAAAGGUUUUUCUACACCCUUGUAAUAACCGAAAGUUCAAUUAUACCACAGUUAAAGUAUUAGUAACCUCCAGUCUAAAUGACAUUUUGGUUAGAUACUGCAAAAUGAAGGGCAUAGAUCCUAACGAGUAUGUCUUGAAAGCGCCAGAAAAGAUGAUAGCUUUGAAUCUGAACGAUACUGUCAUGGGACUCGAUGGGCAAUAUGAGGUGGAAGUGGUUUCCAAGAAGGAUGCAAGAGAGUUAAAGUUGGAGAAAUCCAGACCGGACAUUGGGAAGCCCAACUUGCCGACAAUUCAAAGUACGGGAUUAACACCACUCACUUUAGAGCCAACAUCUGCAUACCUUGGACCUCAAAAUGCUGAGAAAGCUGCCGCUGUUCCCAUUACCAAGGAAAGUAGACCAACCAUCAAAACUAAAAGGUUGGGUUCAAAAAACAAGCUGAUUUUGACCACCCAAAACUCAGGUGCUAGCAAUAUCAGUGGAAGUACAAGCAAUGGAUUUUUCAAAAACAAGAACUCAUCCAAGACCUCACUUCAUGGCUCUUAUUAUACACCAGACCACUUAACACCCAAUGGUGGUGGGAUUAGUGCGGGCGGCGGAAGCACCAACUACCAAGAUUUGUUUUCUGGAGCCUAUCAUAAGUAUAAGGUUUGGAGAAGGCAACAAAUGUCAUUAAUGAACAAGCAUGAGAGGGCACUAGCACUGGAUGGGGACUACAUCUAUAUUGUUCCUCCUGAGAAGCAUUUGCAUUGGCACGAGAAUGUGAAAACCAAAUCGAUCCAUAUAAGUCAAGUUAUUUUGGUUCGCAAGUCAAAGAGAGUGCCGGAGUAUUUUAAAUUAUUCAUUCAACGAGGACAGCACGACAUUAAAAGGUACUAUUUCGAGGCAGUUUCUCCAGAAGAAUGUACUGAGAUUGUAUCUAGGAUUCAAAACUCGUUGGUCGCAUACAAGAUGAAUCAUAAAUAG